Molecule: messenger RNA, 312 nt
Organism: Pteronotus mesoamericanus
Lineage: Eukaryota; Metazoa; Chordata; Mammalia; Chiroptera; Mormoopidae
Product: alpha-ketoglutarate dehydrogenase component 4-like
Exons: 1
Coding region: 1-312 (103 amino acids)
Biological process (GO): 2-oxoglutarate metabolic process
Molecular function (GO): oxoglutarate dehydrogenase (succinyl-transferring) activity
Source: RefSeq, a predicted model, not a curated record
AUGAUGGGCAGCAAGAUGGUGCCUUCUAGCAUGGUCAUUCAGGUAGUCAAGCCACAUACUCCAUUAAUAACUUUCCCAAACAGAAGAGAUUAUCCUAAACCCAAUGUACCAGAAGUUUUAAGAUCAGCAGGACUACCAUCUCACUCUUCUUCAAUUUCACAGCAUUUUAAGGGAAGUAAAUCACCAGAAUGGCUGAUGCAUCAGGGCCCACCAGGCACUGCACAAAUAAUAAAAACACUACCUUCGAAAUAUAGAAAGAAGCCUAUGUCUCAAGAAGAAAUUGAAUUUAUCCAAUGUGGAAGCCCAGGAUAA